GCACGUGUGAAUGACACGGCUAAUCAGGCCGGUUUCGCACGUGAAUGGUCCGAGUUGCAGUUUAUUAGCCAAUUGACACGGGGUAUGGCACUGAAUGGAACGGGUGAUUCAAUGAAAAUUUACGAUCUUCUUUCCAAUGGAUAUUAUAUCAAAGGACUUGAUAGUAGUUAG
This is a messenger RNA of Racocetra persica, 171 nucleotides long. Lineage: Eukaryota; Fungi; Glomeromycota; Glomeromycetes; Diversisporales; Gigasporaceae. The record is from the annotation of a GenBank genome assembly.